AUGAGGGCUUCCUCACUGUCUAGGCCUGCGACGGCAGUUGUGGUCUCUGCUCUUCUCAGUUCUUGGCAGUUACCUACCGCCAAUGCAUUCACAGCUACACCAGUAUCACAGCCCAACCUGGAUUUAUCGCUUUUAGGUCGAGUCGCUCUUACUGAACAAACUGAGGCGGCCCCUUCAACUAAUGACUCUCAAGCACUACUCACAACUCUACCAAAUGGCGACCUCGUACCAUUAUUGUCUGCCGACGCGGAUAUUCUAGCCAUGUGUUCGUGGACGCGUAAGGAUGGGAGUUUCGAAGGCAUUGUCGUCGGAGGCAAUUUUACAAGUUUAGGGGGUACAAAAGCAGAAGGCAUAGCGUUGUAUGACCCGGCGUCAAAUAAUGUGCGGAAUAUGUCAGGACUGUCCGGUGUCGUGCAAGCAUUACUGUGCGAUCAGGAGUCCGAUUCGGUCUAUGUUGGCGGCGAUUACAGCGUCGGUAACUCGACAAACGCAAUGAUCUGGAACGGUACCGGUGGUUGGAAAGCGCUUCCUUUUAACGGAUUUAAUGGUCCGAUUUCGUCCAUCGUCAAGAACUCAGAAGGUCACAUCAUUUUCGGCGGAAAGUUCGAAAGCCUAGGAAAUGUGUCAACGUCAACGGCCACAAACAGCUCCCAGGUGGUCAACCUAUCUGCAGCCAACAUUACGAGUGAUGCCCAAACCAGCCUUGCUGGCUUUGUCGAUCCUCGCAACAUCAUUUGCAAAUCCGAUGCUGCUGAGGGACCCGGCAACACUUGGCUGCUGGACGACUAUUCUCCUGGGUUUUGGCAGGCUCAGAUGGGCUUCACGUUUUAUCCAAGCAAGGUUCGCUUGUACAACACGCAUUUUCAGGGUCGAGGCACUCAGUCAUUCCGUUUCCAAGCUUUGCCGGACACGGGCAUCAUGAACCUGACAUAUACGGAUCCAUCGACUGGUCAAAAAGCAUUCUGCGACUUUGCAUGCCCUCUCUCUAACGACACGUCUGAGCCCUUCCGCGACUUCGAACUGGUCAAUCCUGUUGGUAUGUCUGGGUUUAUGAUUCAGAUUCUGAACUGGUAUGGCCAAGGUGCUGGUCUUGAUGGUAUCGAGAUCUUCCAAUCUCAAGUAUUUACCUAUGCUCUCAAUGACUUCAAUGAGCCAGCAUGUACCGGAAUAGAAUUUCCGGCAACCUCAAGCACAACAGGUGACUGGACCGUGACAUCUGCUGGCGCGCCAUCCGACUAUUUAAUUGCCAAUGCUUCCCAGUCUGAUGUCUCGAUUACCUUUAAGCCCGACAUUAAGCAAUCCGGCAACUACUCAGUCCUUCUUUACACCCCAGGCUGCUCAGAUGCGGGCACCUGCCAAUCUCGAGGCAUCGUCAACAUCACGGCUACUUUCACGUCGACCGAACCAGAAGCCAAUCUCGACACGUCCAUAAUAUAUCAGACUAACAAUUUCGAGAAAUACGAUACCAUCUAUACUGGUUUCAUUGAAGCCAGCAGCGAUAAAUUCCGUUCCCAGAUUACUGUCACGCCAGUUGCAGGACAAGGCGAUAUUGAAAUUGUGGCAUCCCGCGUAGGCUUUCAUCUACUUAACUCUACUGGAGGGGGCUUGAACGGUCUAUAUGAUUAUGACCCUUCCAAUACGACAGACACCGAUUUCUCAUCCGACAGUAUCGACGCCAUUGGAAUCAAUCUGGACACUGGAGCUACCAUCUACAGCCUGGUUCAAUCUGGAGACGUGACUUACGCAGCAGGAAAUUUUUCCGAUUCGUCUUUACGAAACAUUCUAUCUUUCAAGUCCAGUGGCAACGCUACUUCUCUCAGCGGUGGUGGUUUGAACUCCUAUGUGACAUCCUUGCUCCUGCUUAACGACACACUGUAUGCAGCGGGAAACUUCACGAACACCGGUCAAGGUGAUGUGCAAGGUCUGAAUCACGUUGCAGCCUAUUCUCCCUCCAGCAAUACCUGGUCUCCACUUGGAGCAGGCGUCAAUGGGCCUGUCACUUCCGUUUUGUCAUUUCCAAUAAACUCGACAAAUGGAACAACUGAGAUUACAGUGGCAAUUAGCGGAUCUUUUGAUCAAAUCUUGGCAUUUGGGUCUAACUCGUCUAUUAGGGCAUCGGGCUUUGCGGUUUGGGUUCCAUCUCAGAAUAACUGGCUACAGAACGUUGAUAAUAACACGAUGGCCUUCUUUGGUCAGUUGAUGGCAACUGCUGAUGCGGGAAAUAACACUACUAUCCUUGCCGGUUCUUUGGUGUCAGAUGGCAUAACUUCUAGGGGUGCCGUAUCUCUCACAAACUCGGACGGCCUAGCGAUACAGCCCCUUCCCGUGAACAUCCAAGAAGCACAGACGAGUGGCGCGGCAUCCAAACGGGAUUCAGUUGCACAGAAUGUAUCUGAGGUCCUCGUAGGCCACUUUGAUACCAGCAACGGACGAAACCUCACGAUUCUAGGUGGCCAAUUUACUGCCAAAGCGUCUGACGGUUCCAUCAUCCAGAAUCUUCUUUUCCUGAACGGCUCCAAUGGCAAUACUGUGACAGGUCUUCCUUCAGGGGUCGAUAGCAACUCUACCUUCACUACUCUUGCUGUUUACAAAGACACUUUAUUCGCAGGCGGUUCGGUUACCGGUAGGGCAGGUUCAUCAACUUUGAACGGCUUUGUAACUUACAAUCUGUCGACACCUGGAUUUGCUACAGCACAGCCUCCAGCAUUGACUGGCAAGAACGCGGUUGCAAAUAGUAUUGCCGUUCGCCCUAGUUCAACCGAGAUCUACUUUGGUGGAGUUUUCGACGCUGCUGGUGCUUUACCAUGCCCAGCAGUCUGCGUAUGGGAUACAUCUGACGGUCAGUGGAGUCGUCCUGGAGUGGGAAUGCAAGGUUCUGUGACUUCGCUUCAAUGGGCCAGUGACAAUCAAUUGAUCGCUGCCGGUAAUCUCACCCUGGGCAAUAAUCAAACAAGGGUUGCAACGUACGAUACGACCUCCCAAACAUGGUCAUCUGUCAAUGGUGCCUCUCCAUCUGAGAUUCCUGGCGAAAUUACUGCUUUUGGUCCUGCCGCUACAGAUAUGUCCGCAUAUUGGAUAGCUGGCCAAGACUCAAACGGCUCGACCUUUUUGAUGGAGUACGACGGUUCCAAAUUCAACAGUGCCGGACAACUCUUCGGCGCGUCUACUACGAUCCUUGGCUUGCAAGUAGUCGGUCUCAGCACCAAUCAUGAGAGCACCAAGUUAUUGAAUAAUGACCAGAUUCUACUCAUCACUGGGCAGCUAGUCAUUCCCAAUUUUGGGAAUGCCUCUGCGGCUCUUUACAAUGGCACUGCAUUGACACCUUUCCUAUUGUCGUCGACUGCAGAUGGUCAAGCAGGAACUAUUCGAGAGAUGUUUACAGAAAAGCAAAAUACAUUCAGCGGUAAAAAAUCACCCCGUCUCUCGGCAGGACUUGUUGUUCUUGUCUCUUUCUGCAUUGCCCUUGGCUGUGUCUUUUUGAUCGUUGCAUUGGGCAUUAUCCUCAACAAAGUGCAACGAUACCGACAAGGAUACGUCCAGGCUCCGACAGCCUACCAGACAGAUCGCCCAACUAGCAUGCGACGCGUGCCACCCGAGUACCUUUUCGACUCAAUAAGGCAACGUCAAUCUGGCGUUCCUACACUAUGAAAAGCAUCAUCUCUCUUUGUCUCAUUUUAUUGCCGUUUCUGCGGGAGUGCAAGUCUCACUCCUGCUAGUUCUUUUUUAAAUCUCUUUUCAUCUAGCGUUUGACCAUGUUACCCGCUGAUAUCUAUACCCUCUCAUUGUUGAGUGAUCCAAUCUUCUUUGAUGCGAGGAAAUUUCGGAUGAUCAAGUUCUUGCUGUGAAUAGUUCUUGAUUUCUCACUCUGGUUCUUGUUAUUUGUCAGAGUCUUCAUCUUGUACAUAUCUGGAGUAUUGCCUGUUGGUAUAAUGAUAGUAAUGUUAGAAAUUCCAGAAUUAUUUGCAGAUCUUC
This is a messenger RNA of Talaromyces stipitatus ATCC 10500, 3972 nucleotides long. Its product is annotated as cellular morphogenesis protein (Rax2), putative. The coding region runs from base 1 to 3648 and encodes 1215 amino acids. NCBI's taxonomy places the organism in Eukaryota, Fungi, Ascomycota, Eurotiomycetes, Eurotiales, Trichocomaceae. Gene Ontology annotation, cellular component: plasma membrane of growing cell tip. Gene Ontology annotation, molecular function: protein binding. The record is from RefSeq and is a predicted model, not a curated record. Gene Ontology annotation, biological process: positive regulation of establishment of bipolar cell polarity regulating cell shape. The transcript is spliced from 3 exons.